GAAUACUACUAAUACAGCUGCAUCUUUAAUUCACAAUUGCUUUGAUUGGAGUACAUCUGGAUAUGAUAUACGUAUUAUUAUGGAUACAUAUCAUAUUAAGCACUCGUUGAUUUCAUUUGGAUUGUUAACAAGCGACCUCUAGGUGUGUUAUCUAGAAAAUUUAGGAUUUAGAUAACUCGUCUUUUUGCAAAGGACAUAGAUGGAAACGCCUUGAUGUGCUACAAUUUAAAGAUAAACUCACAAAGGAAAAACUUUAUUAUCGACGGAAAAAGGAGCAAAUAAAAGUCAAAAGGUUUUUCAAGAUCUCAAGCUCGGAUCAUGACGGAAGUGCAGGACCCGGCAACGACUGAAGCCCUCGACGAAGCCCCAAAAGGUAAUGGAGUUGCAUCUAAUGGGAAUGAAAUCCAAGGCAAGCAUAUCAUUGUUGUACAUGGCUACCUCCUAAGUGGAACAGGCUCUAAUAUCUACUCGUGUAACUUGGCCCACCAAUGGAAGAAACAGGGCCAUUCCAUCACUAUAUUCUGCCAGGAUCCAAGGGCUAAAACAUACGAAUGGGUUGAUGAGUUCGUAGGUCCGAAGGACCCUUUACCAAAAGAGCGAGUGGCCAGGGGUAAAGCUCGUGUAAUUGUACCAGACAUAGACGGCCUCCUCCCGGUAUACGUGUACGAUGACUACGAAGGGUACACCGUCAAGACGAUUCCAAACUGUACCGACGAGGAAAUCGAACGCCAUAUUGAACUGACAUCAAAGGCUAUCCGCGAAGCAGUGGAUUUAUGGGGCUGUGAUAAAGUCCUCGCCAAUCAUGCCCUACUGUCUCCAGUAAAUGUUAAACGUGCCCUCGAAGGAACUGAUGUUCCUUUUGACAUCAAAAUUCACGGAAGUGGAAUUCUUUUCGUGUUGGCUCCCCAUCCCGUUUACAAAAAGUACGCGAUUGAAGCGAUCGAGAAAUGUAAUAAAAUCAUAGCAGGGACCAAUCAUAUUGUACGACAGGUGAAGGAGACAUUUGAAGCAGAAAGCGAAGAACUCAAAUUGGAUGAUAAACUGGUCAUUGUUCCGCCAGGCUUGGACCCCGAUGUGUUCACACCUUGCAGAAAUAUCUUCAAAAAUAUCAAUAAAUUUCUGGACACUAUACGAAAGCAUAUAGCUAAAGAAAAUGAUGGCAGAGACGCAAAGAAGAUCAAUUUUCCAAAAGUGGGAUAUAAAUCCACGAACAUCCACACCCAGCUUGUAAACAUCGGAAAGACAUAUAAUCAGAGAGUAUGUGACAGUGAUCUUCCGGAUAAAUUUCCGAAUAUCACUAAAGAAGAACCGAUCAUUAUGUAUUUCGGUAAGUUCCUCAACACAAAAGGAGUAGCAGAGAUAUUGCUAUGUUUUCCGGAGAUCCUAAAGAAGUUCCCGACAGCGAGAUUAGUCUUUAUAGGAUUUGGGGGAUUCCGAGAGCAUCUCCAGGCAAUGAUCCAUGCAUUAGGUACGGGUAACCUCGAACUGUUCCGCGCGGCGGCACAAAGUCCAGACGAGAAUGGCAAGACAUUUUUGCAAUCUACAAUUGAUGUCAAAAAACAUUUUCCGUAUCGCCUUGACGCGCAGGAAUUGUCCAGAAUCACAGUGACGGGAUGUCUGAACCACACAGAGUUAGGUCUCAUCUUACCUCUGGCUGAUAUCGUCGUUGUUAGUAGUAAAGCAAAUGAAGCGUUUGGUAUGGUAGCUGUUGAAGCGAUGGCUGCUGGCGUGCUGCCGCUGUGUGUCUACCAUUCUGGUCUCGUUGAUGUACUGGACGAAGUGAAGAAGGCUGACCCUGAGUUGGAGUCCAAGAUGCAUCUUGAAACAAACCCUGGAGGUGACUUCGAGGCAGCUGACGGAGAACACUUUACAGAGAUCUUCCCUGAAAAAGUAAAUGAAGCCUUGGAGUUCCUUUACCCCGAAGCACUGGGUGGUAUGAAUAAUGAUAAAAACAGCAACAAAAUUAAGAAAAGGCUUCGAAAGUUGGCAGAGGAACGAUGGGCAUGGGACGGAAUCUGCAAAUCAUUAGCCAAUCUCUAAAUGUUCAACUGUUAUUAAGGACGUGACAUUCCCCAAUGGCAAAGUAUGAAAUCAAGACAAAAACAGAGAAUGAAUGAUGACUGUAUCCAAGAGAAAUGCAAAAUGAGAAAUAUAGGCUAGAUGAGUCGAUUGUAUAUGAAAAAUAGUAUGAAUUUGAAAAAUCCUAGUCGGUGUCACGAACAUAAUGAAGCAUAAGCUAGACAGUAUUUAA
This is a messenger RNA of Owenia fusiformis, 2251 nucleotides long. NCBI's taxonomy places the organism in Eukaryota, Metazoa, Annelida, Polychaeta, Sabellida, Oweniidae. The record is from the annotation of a GenBank genome assembly.